This is a messenger RNA of Symbiodinium pilosum, 1697 nucleotides long. The record is from the annotation of a GenBank genome assembly. NCBI's taxonomy places the organism in Eukaryota, Dinophyceae, Suessiales, Symbiodiniaceae.
GUGCAAUGAACAACUUCCUACGCAUCGAGCGCCUGCUGCUGCUGGCAGGCAUUGCCAGCUGUGCGCAGGUGAACAUGAACUCUAGAGAAGAUGGUGAGACGAUCUACACCAACAAUCCAGUUUGCCUCAAGAACAGGUGUAUCAAUCCCCUGACGCCGGGUCUGAAUGACUUGCCGCGACUUGGAAGCCUUGUCUGGCAGUGCUCUAAUCCUGGCGUGGUCCAAAAGUACUUGCACUUUUGUCAAGCAGCUGUUGACUACGACGCAGCGGUCCCAUCUCCUGAGAACACAAGCACGGCAUUAGAUGCGAUAGUGCAAGCGCAAGAUUCUGCUGCUUCAACAAUGUUUGUUUACCACCUUAGUGCCUUGGGCUAUGAGGCCUGGGACUUCAAGCAUCAGCAGGACAGAGAUCGCGACCCGUGUGUCGCCAAGAUCUACGAGCUGGUUUGCUACACAUACUUCCCCAAGAAUCAGGGUGGCUGCACAAAAGGAGCUCAGAUACCAUAUCUAAAGCCUUGCAAGACCCCUUGCGAGAAGUACUUGGAAGCGUGCCAAGUUGAGUGCUGUGAUGACAGCGCGCAGUGCGUGUUCGAGCUUACUUCUGAUUUGGGUGGAGGCGAAGUCAGCAAAGUAACCGGUUAUGUGGAUCAGAAGAGCCCAUCUGCGGUAUGUACUGGCAAAAGUGCUUCCAGCCGAGCUGGUGCACCACUGCACUUGCUGUUGGCUUUGUUCGGGUUGCAGCUGGCGAGAUUAGGUUCUGAUGAGACGCCCAAGGCGUCAGAAGCAGAGCGCCACAGAGGUUCGAAGCAUUGGAUGCUGUUUGUGGCUUUAGCUGGUUGCGCAGUUAGCUUGCAAGGCUGCAGCCUGGUGGUCCCAACACACAGCAAGGCCAACUGGAGGAGGAAGCCUGAUUACUUGAUAAAGUAUGAGCAUGUCCCUCCCGGGCAGCCUGCUGCCGCAGCGAUCCUCAACUCCUGCACACCAGGGGCUGCUGCAAGAGAGGUGUGUUCUGGCCACGGCCAGUGCAUGCCGUGGAGCCACGUGCCGUUGAAGUUGGCAGCUCCCGGCGAGAGCGCUGCCAACUUGGGCGUGGCCUUCUGUCAGUGCGAGCCUGGCUGGGCAGACCCUGAGUGCCGGACCCCGCGGAAGUCACAGUUGAAGGCCUUCUUCUUGAGUCUUUUUGGUGGCUUCUUUGGUCUCGAUCGCUUCUACCUCGGCUUUCCAGUUAGCGGUCUGAUAAAGCUAGUGACGCUUGGAGGACUAGGUCUUUGGUGGCUAUACGAUCUUGUCCGCGUUGGGUGUGCCCCGGUGUAUGCCAAAGAUUUCCGCGUCAGCAACGAUCUACCCCACUGGGUCUUCGUGCUGAUUCUGGUUCUUCUUUUUGGAGGUGGUGGCAUUGUGUAUUCCUUGCAUUCGUAUGUUCACUACCGCAAGCUGAAAAGGGCAGAGGCAGAAAAGUUGCUUGGCCAAACCAGUGACAGAACUCACAGCAGGCACAGUUGGUCCGUGACAAUUACAGGGACAUGUUGUGUCAAACUCGCUGAUUAUCAGGAGCAGUUGAAGUGUUAUUCUUUGUUGGCGCCUUUUGGAAGUUUUCUUCGGAGGGCUCAUAUUUUUGGUGGUUCUGUAUUAUGUUUUUCUAUGCUUUGUGAGUAUGGUUUUGACGGUUUUCUGGCUUCCCCUGCUUUUUUUUGGUAG